Messenger RNA from Heterostelium album PN500, 2634 nucleotides. RefSeq names its product tetratricopeptide-like helical domain-containing protein. Gene Ontology annotation, biological process: N-terminal peptidyl-methionine acetylation. The transcript is spliced from 6 exons. The record is from RefSeq and is a predicted model, not a curated record. The coding region runs from base 1 to 2634 and encodes 877 amino acids. Gene Ontology annotation, cellular component: cytoplasm. Gene Ontology annotation, molecular function: protein-N-terminal amino-acid acetyltransferase activity; protein binding. Lineage: Eukaryota; Evosea; Eumycetozoa; Acytosteliales; Acytosteliaceae.
AUGGCACCACCAAAAAAGACAAAAAACAACGCUGCUACUACUGCUGCUACUGCUGCUACUACUGCUGCUUCUUCUUCAACUACCAAUGGUAGCAACAACAGCACUACUACAGUCGAUGAGUUGUCAAAGAAGGAUCGCAAUGCACUGACAAGCGUAUCAAAGUUGUACGACGAGAAGAAAUAUAAGAAGGCGUUGAAGGAGGCCAACGACUUUCUCAAGUUGCACCCGAACAACAUCGAUUGUCAGUGUUUCAAGACGCUGAUCAUCUACAAGCUCAACAAGAAGGAGGAGGCACACGAUCUCGCCAAGAGCAUUCUGCGUGCCAAUCUCUCGAGUUUCACCGCUUGGCACACUCUCGGAUUCCUCCAUCGUCAAGACAAAAACUAUGCAGAGGCAUUGAAGUGUUUCAGAAACGCCAGUAAACACAACAAGGAGUCUGUACAGAUUCUCAAAGAUCUAUCACUAGUUCAAAUCUACCAAAGAGAUCAUAUUGGUUUAAAGGAUACAUAUACAACAUUACUCCAUUUACAACCAACAAACAAAGGAAAUUGGAUUGGAUUGAUUCUUACCAAUCAUUUAUUGGGUAAUCUCACAAAAGCUUGCAGUAUUUUGACAGACUUUUUCGAUGUUUUGGACCAAAAGGAGAAUGUAGGAUUGAAAUUCACAGAGUUGCAACUCUACAAAUGUAUGAUUCUCGAGGAGAUGGGUGAAUACGAUCAAGCACUAUCAAUCUUGAAAGACAAUGAAAAACAAUUGUUGGAUAAACUCUAUGUUAAACAAAAGAUUGGUGAAUUGCUGCUAAAGAAGAAACAGUUUGGCGAGGCAGAGAAGAUCUUUAAGGAGCUGCUCAAAGCCAACUCUGAGAACUAUCUAUAUCAUCAGAAACUCUGGGAAGCCAAACAGAUUCAAUCGUUGGACGGCCUGAGUGAGGCACAGACCAAGGUGAUGAUUGAACUCUACGAUUCGUUGAUCAAGGAGUACCCAAAGAGUAUGAUGGCCCAGAAGAUACCAUUGAAAUUCUUGGAUGCCAACUCCUCGCUGUUCCGCGAUCGUUUGAUAAAGUUUGCAAAGCAUUUCCUCACCAAGGGUAUUCCAUCGCUUUUCAACAAUCUCAAGUCACUCUAUGGCAACGCCGACAAGGUCAAGGUCAUUGAGAAGCUGUUCCUCGACAACUAUCAAUCGUUGGUCGACAACCAGACUCUUGUAGUUGAGAGCAGUGUCGCUGCUGAUGCCGCAGCCGCUGUCACCAAGGAACCACCCUCCACAUUCCUCUGGACACUCUACUUCUUGACCUAUCACUACGAUCGUGUUGGCAAUGCAGAGCGCGCCUUCCACUACUUGGACGAAGCGAUCAAGCAUACUCCUACAUCGGUAGAUCUCUACACUACCAAAGCGAAGCUGCUCAAGCACCAGGGUAACUUGGAUGCCGCUGCAGAGUGCUACGAAUACGCCAGAAAGAUGGACAUGGCCGACCGUUACCUCAACACCAAGUCCACACUGUACGCACUGAGAAACGACGACAUCGAGUCAUCGCAAAAGAUCUUCUCGUACAUCAUCGACAAGAACGAGAACUUCCUCAAGAACAUCACCGACUUCCAAUGCCAAUGGUACGAAAAGGAAGCCGGUCUAUCAUAUAUGAGACAAGCUGAAUAUGGACAAGCACUAAAGAUGUUGUAUUAUGUUGAAAAACAUUUCAAUGAAUUCAUAGAUGACCAAUUCGAUUUCCACAAUCAUAUUCAAAAGAAAUUGACUUUGAGAUCCUAUAUUCAAUUCUUGAGAUGGGAAGACAAUAUCUAUAAGAACAAACCAUAUCAUGAUGCCGCUAUUUUAAUUAUUAAGAAACCAUGGACUCCAAAACCAGAGAGUGACGAAGAGAAGCAAAAGAGAGAAAAAUUAGUACAACAACACAAGGAUUCACCAACCUAUGAUUCAGAAGGAAACAUUAUUGAAUUCGACGAUGAUCCUCAUGGUGACAGAUUGGCAUGCGUUUCAGAUGUAUUCGUGCCAGCCAACAAGUUUUUAGAUAAUCUUCUCAAAUAUAAUCCAGAUUCAAUUCCAGUUCAUGAAGUUGCUUGUCAAGUAUAUAUUGCCAGCAAAAAAUAUCAACUUGCUUUGGUAUCAUUAUUAAAAUUAAAGAAAGAAUGCCCAGAGAAUCCAUUGUAUCACCGUUAUUUGGUUGCUCUCUUUGCUGCUGUCGAGGCAGACAAGGAGAUAAAGGACACAGACAAACAAUCGAUCGCCGAUCAACGUGAACAAUUGUUGGGUGGUGCUGAUGUCACUCUCGCUCAGUACAAUGAGAAGUAUGCCGGUGCUCACAGCGAUUCCGUUGCACAUAGAUUCGUCGUUGGUGAAGCUCUCUUUGCGAUCACCGGUGACAAGAACCAAGCACUUGCCAAGAUCAUGGAUCUCAGCGGUGCUGCCACCUGGAAGAACUGUCAGGACAACCUGAAUCAAAUUGCCUUAGUAUUCGGUGAUGAAGAUGCCAAGCGUUAUAGAGAGAUCUGCCACCAACGAUUCCCAACUGCCAAAUGCUUCAAAGAGCCAGAGGUUAAAGUGGCAACACCAACCACCGAGCCAGCCGGAGCACUCGAAACAACCACUACUGAAACCAAACAAAAUGGAACAGCUCAAUAA